This is a messenger RNA of Pomacea canaliculata, 3427 nucleotides long. Its product is annotated as conserved oligomeric Golgi complex subunit 7-like. The record is from RefSeq and is a predicted model, not a curated record. Gene Ontology annotation, cellular component: COG complex. The transcript is spliced from 24 exons. The coding region runs from base 84 to 2330 and encodes 748 amino acids. Lineage: Eukaryota; Metazoa; Mollusca; Gastropoda; Architaenioglossa; Ampullariidae. Gene Ontology annotation, biological process: Golgi organization; intracellular protein transport; retrograde vesicle-mediated transport, Golgi to endoplasmic reticulum.
GCUCCUUGUUCAAGGUGCGCUACUCUGCCACACAAGGCUGAUGUGGACACUUUACUAAACAGAACUGUUGCUGCGGGAACAAAAUGGAUUACUCCAAAUUUAUGGAUGACAAUUUUGAUGCAAAGGAAUGGGUGAACAGUGCCUUUCGAUGUCAGAGGGAGCCAGGAGUUUCUCUUGAUCAACAUGCAACAACCAUGGUUAUGAAACUUCAAAUGCUUAUUCAGGAAGUGAACAACAUUCUGGAAGAGGCCAGCCAGCAAGCUUUGCAAAAUCUUCCCAGGGUGGUGAGAGAGUUGGAUGCAGUGAAGCAAGAGUCAACUUUACUGCAGGAUCAAAUGAGAGCUGUGAAACAGGAUAUUGAGAGUGUAGAGAAAAAUACUGCGCAGUCCAUGCAAACCCUCUUGACCCUGGAUGAAAUCAAGUCUCGAAUGAAAAUGACAUCAGAUGCUCUGAAGGAAGCUGACAACUGGACAACACUAAGUUCAGAUAUGGAAGAAGUGUUUCAGUCACAAGACAUUGAAAAGAUAACAGAAAAACUGUCAGGGAUGCAGCAAAGUUUGCAAAUACUGGUAGACACACCUGACUACAUGGAGAAGUGCCAGCACCUAGAGAAACUCAAAAAUCGUUUGGAGGCACUAGUCAGUCCUCAGUUGAUCGCAGCCUUUAACUCCCAGAAUCUGGAGGACACUCAGAGGUUUACCCACAUAUUUGAAGAGAUGGGGCGCCUGCCUCAGUUGUAUAAGUAUUAUCACAAGUGCUGCAAGACUCAGAUUCUGCAGUCCUGGAAGACAAUUGUUGAGACACACAGCGCUGGCAAGCUGCAGGAGUGGAUGACUGAACUCUAUGACCUGCUGCACUCCACAUGGCAUUUACAGAUCAUGUGGACAUCUGCGGUUUUCAAAGAGCCUGUACCUGUCAUUGUGGACAUGUUGUCUGAUGCCUUGCUGACACUGGAUCCAUCACUGUCUAGUUGUUUUAAUUCUCACCUGCAGCAGAGUUCUGACAUCCUUGAUGCUCUUGUGGAACUGAAGCAGGGUUCCGACAGAUUUGCGAAGAGCAUAGAAACAGCUGUUGAAGCUUAUCUGACAGACACUGCAGCAGAAGCUAGCAGCCUUGAGCGUCUGCUCCAAGCUGUGUACCAGCCAUACAGACCCUACUUGGUCAAGUACAAGGUGUUUGAAGAGGUGGCUCUUAGCAAGGCCCUAGACAAUGUCCGAUUGGAUCAUGAAGAAGUCUUUGACACUGUGCAACUCUUAUCAGAAUCAGUCAACAAGAUCUUCAGUGCUGCCAAUAUGUCCAAUGAUCGAUGCCGAAAACUAAGCAAUGGUUGCUGUUACCGGGCACUGCUUGAGGCAUAUAAGACAUUCUUUGCAAGUUACACACGGGAGUUUCGACGAGUGCUGGUCAACAUUAGAGAGAAGUGCAGAGCAGGUGGAACAAAUGAAGUGGAAGACUGGUCCCACUUUCAACACUCUCUCCGCAUCAUUCAGACCUGUGGUUGUCUUCUGAUGAGCAUGCAAGAUCUGGACAAGCAGCUUAUUACCACCAUACUGCAAACUCUGGCACCACUCUUGCAGAGUUGGGACUACAGCAGAAAACACAUCAGCCGCAUUCAGACCCUGUCAUUCCAGGCAUCAUUAUUCCUGAGUAGUGAGGAUGAAAGGGAAGCUCUGGUAGCCUUUGUGAAAAAGCUGGAAGAUGGAGACACACCAUCUGUGUUAACGGAAGUCAUGACAGACCUCGGUCGACUCAGUGAAGAUGUUCACAAAUUUGCCUUUGAGAUAGUCUUUGCACAACUCAAGAAUUACUUGAGCAAUGUUUCCACCAUGGAGGUCUGGACUUCCCAAAGCUCUGGGGGAGCUUUAACUUCGGACCUUCCAACCUUUAGCAUGGCACCUCAGGAGUAUAUUACAAAGAUUGGUCAGUACCUAAUGACGCUGCCUCAGCACCUGGAACCCUUCACCAUUCAAGACAGCCCUGCGCUAACAAUCGCCCUGAGACACAGCAAGCUGCCCUACACCAGUGAGCAAGAGCCGCCCGAGCACUUGGCUGACCUGUGGCUGGAGUCAGUGGCACGGGGUACAAUGCAUGUGUUUGGGGAGGAAAUGCUGAAGAUCCCACAGCUGACGUCACAUGGCACCAAGCAGCUCAUCACAGACCUGGAGUACCUGACCAACGUUCUGGACGACCUUGGCCUCCAGACCUCGGAGACGCUGACGCAGAUCGACGCGCUGCUGCGUGCCCGGCCGGAAGAGUUUUCUGAGCGGGCCGAGCUGAUGCCACAACGAUUGGCUCACACCAUCGCCAGCACGCGCGGCCUCGACGUGUGAUGACGUCAUGCAGAACACGCCGGGGGACCAGGUGGGGGCUUAGUCACCUGGCGUGACCUACAGACCUGAGAGUCUAAGGUCCGGACACGCUGGGAAGCCUUAUAGUCACUGUUCGUGUUGUCGACCGACAACAAGCAAGAGUUGUCCCCUCGCUUUCUCGCUCGCAGGCGUCGCCACCUUCUGGGAACAGGCCUACAGAUGUGCGGCUGUGGGCCAAUCGUAUGUUUACUAUCAGGAACAAACUUCGUGUUGGUGUUGGUAACUUUUGGUGGACACUUCUCAUUUUUAUUUCUUCUGUCGCGUGCUGAUUUGAGGGGGAAAAGAGACAUUGUCGGGAGCAGCGAGGAGUGUUGUAGAGAGGGGACUCUUCAUCGUAGCGCUCAUCUGGUGUACAUGAUUCUUAUCAGUGUAACGUUUAAGUUAAUUACAUGAUUUUUUUAGGCGAAGAAAUAUUCCAAAAUAAAUGUGAUUUGUACUCUAUCAGAGUACUAGUGGGAACUUUUCUUGCAACGCAUUGCAUCAUAUAAAUAAGAAAGGAAUAGUCGACAUCUCCAUAAAGUAUCAUUCGACACAACAGCAGUCAGUACAACAACAGUCGAUGCCAGUCUAACAAAAGCCAGAUAUUUUGCAAAACAGGUGACGGCUAGACAUUGCAAAAGCGAGAUUUGACCUUUUCACCGUUGCCCUGUGCCAUGGUUGUCAGUAAAAUCAAUAUUAGAAAUAAUAUACAGCAGACUGUUUAGCCGGGGUGAGGAACAGAACAGAAAAUGAAUCGCUGUGCAUCAUGGGUAUAGAACAUUGCGCAGUGGGAGAACUGUGCACGACAUUCCAUGCACAAAUUACUUCACUUUCCUUCACCAAGAAAUACAGACUGGCGACUUCUUUACUCUUGCUGUAGGGGAUCACAAUCAUAUGAAACUGUUGCAAUAUUAAAUGUCCAUCUUCAUCAUCAUCAUUAUUGUUGUUAUUCAUAAAACAAGACUAUGAAAUAGCCAAUAGUCUGAUUUCACUCUCCUCAGAGACUAGAAGGUCGCCUACCAUCCGUAUCGGCUGCCUGAACUGAGCGUUCGCACAUCUUAAAUAUAUCGGAAACCGUU